GAAGGAGUGAUGUGAUUUUCGGUGGAAGGAGAUCCAGAACCGAAGACAAUGGCGCACAUUACUGGUGAUUGGAACCCCUUAGGGGAGGUGUUUUACCGGAAGUUGGAGCUGUACAGUAUGGACCGAAGCUGGCAAGAGGUCGCUGACCUUAAGAAGUUCAAGGUGGCUGCCGCCCCCUACGGAGGACCCAUCGCACUUGUUCGUGAUGACAGUAAGACAGGAGUCCGAGGUUCCACCCGCCCAACUGUCUACAUCUAUACAUCAUCUGGAAGAGAAAUCUCACAGUUUAGGUGGGAUAGUGGCCAGUUGUUGCAAAUGGGAUGGUCAAGUAGAGAAGAUCUUCUCUGCGUACAAGACGACGGAACCGUCUUAGUGUACGACAUCUUCGGAACUUUCCAGAGAAACUUCAGUCUUGGUCAGGAGGCACGUGACACCAAGGUCUUGGAGUGCAAGAUCUUCCAGGGAUUCGUGGGUACGGGUCUUGCCAUUCUCACUGGAAGCUAUCGAUUCUUUGUCAUCAAUAACAUUGACGACCCUCAUAGCCGUAAAAUGGUUGAAGUGCCAGGUCUAGACUGUCCUCCCAGUAGUUGGUCCAUCAUCUGCCGAGACAGACACACCCAGAUUCUUCUUGCCAAAGAAAGACAAUUAUUCCUCCUGGACUACACAGAUGUACAUGAACAGAUGCUAGAAACAAGAAGUAACGUCAACUCUUUCAUUGAGAUGGCCGUCUCGUUUGAUAACCGUCUCCUAGCUCUCUUUGCUGACACUGGACUUCUGUGGAUUGGUUCCUCUGAUCUUCAGAAAUGUUACUGUGAGUUUGACACAAAGAGUCAGAUGAGACCCAAGCAGUUAGCAUGGUGCGGCACCGGAGCGGUGGUCGGCUACUGGGAGAACCUCCUUCUGGUCAUCGGUCCUCACAAAGACUGGAUCAAAUUCAACAUGGACAGUGAUGCCUACCUGGUACCAGAAGCAGAUGGAGUACGUAUCGUUGACACUCACACUCACGAGUUACUGCAACGAGUACCAGUUGUUGUGGAGGAGAUUUUUAAGAUUGGUUCCAUGGCACCCGGUGCGAUGCUCUUUGAGGCAUCUAAGGAGUUUCAGAAAGAAAGUCAGAAAGCUGAUGAGUAUAUCCGGAUGGUGAAGGACCAGCUCUCAUUGGCCGUUGAUCAGACUAUUGAAGCAGCGGGGUGUGAGUACGAACCCGCAACGCAACGAAUGCUUCUUAGGGCUGCUUCCUUCGGCAAGUGUUUCUUGACCAACUUGAAUCCAGAGAAGUUUGUCAAUAUGUGUAAAUUACUGAGAGUUCUCAACUCGGUGAGGGAGUACCACGUUGGAGUUCCACUCAGCUAUGAACAACUCAAACGGUUGACUCUACCAGUGUUAAUCGACAGGUUGAUCCUGCGACGUCAGUGGUGUCUCGCCAUGCACAUCAGUCGCUUCUUGAAACUACCUGAGGCUGAUGGAGAGAGUAGAAUACUCGCACACUGGGCUUGCUACAAGGUAUUGCAGAAGCAUAUAGCGGACGAAAGGAUAGCUCAAGAUAUAAAGAGUAAGCUUGACACCACGCCAGGGAUUGCUUACUCUGAGAUUGCUAAGAAGGCUUCGGAAUGUGGGCGUACCCAACUUGCCGUCAGGCUUCUGGAAUAUGAACCUCGAGCAGCUGAACAAGUCCCUCUGUUGAUGACGAUGAGAGACCAAAAAGUUGCUCUUAUUAAAGCAAUAGAGAGUGGUGAUACUGACUUAGUGUACAUGGUUCUACUCCAGAUGAAAGAGACGAUGCCAAUGGGUGAUUUCCUCAUGUCACUCAGAAACCAUCCAAUGGCACAGAGCCUCUUUAUGCAGUUUUGUCGAGAACAGAACCCAGCCCUUUUGUCAGAUCUUCACUAUCAAAACGAUGACUUCCAGGAGAUGGGAAACUGUCAAGUCGCAGAAAGUUUCCAGACUUCAGAUAUGAGGCAGAAGUUAGACAAACUCAACCAAGCUCAAGAUAGCUACACCAAGGCAAGGAAUGAACUAGCAGCAAAGGCAGCUGAAGAGCAAGCUAAACUUCUUGGUUAUCAACAGAAGUUAGAGGAGCAGUAUAAAGUGACGUAUAUAGGCAAGACGUUACACGACACCAUGCAUGAACUGAUCUCUAAGAAUAUGAGCAAGUUAGCCGAGCAACUCAGAAAAGAAUUCAAAGUUCCAGACAAGAGGUUCUGGUGGAUGAAGGUUGAUGCUUUAGCCAGCGCUGGUGAUUGGUUAGAACUAGAGAGGUUUGCAAAGAGUAAGAAGUCACCAAUCGGAUAUGAGCCGUUUGUUGAAGUCUGUAUGAAGCACGCCAACAAGUACGAGGCCAAUAAGUACAUCGGGAGAGUCACUGCAGAACACAAAGUCAAGAUGUACAUACGUAUGGGAUCGCUUGAAGAAGCUGCUGAUUUAGCGUUCCAGCAACGCAACGAGGAAGACUUGAACCUGGUACUGCGUCAGAGCAUUGGUAACCGAACUCUAAGCGCUAAGAUCCAAAGCAUGAAGGCACAGUUGGUCGCAAAGAGGUGAGCAGGAUACCAGUGAGAAACCUACUUACCCGCCAUCAAUCAUCAACUAUAACUUCAAAUGAACAGAUGUUGAAAUGCAACCCCCCCCCCCUCCUGGAUAUUCUUGGAACAAUCCUGCCUUGCUGAAUUUAAUACUUGGAAUAUUCCAUUUGCCAUGGAUGGGGAGAACAUUAUGAAAAGUGUAAUAUAUUUAGGAAUAAAAAUACUAUAUUAAAAAAUAAUGAUAAUGUUGCCCUGCGACAAUGAUCUGCCUUAUAACAAUGUAUACUCUGUGCUUCAUGAGCCUUGCCAAUUGCAGGAAAUGUGUCCAGGCACCUCCAGUGGAAUUGAAAAUUUGACCUUCUGCAUUAUUAAGCAGUUAUUUGAACUGAAUGCUAUGUAGCUAGAAGCAAGACAUGGUUCUUAAGGGUCUGGGUACUCGUCAGAUUUACAUUAAACUUACACAGUUUCAAGAUAUUGAUAGUAGAAAGCUUCCC
This is a messenger RNA of Asterias rubens (European starfish), 3016 nucleotides long. Its product is annotated as vacuolar protein sorting-associated protein 16 homolog. Gene Ontology annotation, biological process: intracellular protein transport; vacuole fusion, non-autophagic; endosomal transport. NCBI's taxonomy places the organism in Eukaryota, Metazoa, Echinodermata, Asteroidea, Forcipulatida, Asteriidae. Gene Ontology annotation, cellular component: cytoplasm; endosome; HOPS complex. The transcript has 23 exons. Bases 49 to 2541 code for a protein of 830 amino acids. The record is from RefSeq and is a predicted model, not a curated record. Gene Ontology annotation, molecular function: actin binding.